CGUCACCAGCGCCCCAGAUAGGCGUGUAUAAAGUUCGCCCCGCGUGGUCGCUGGACUCAGAAGUUUUGCAGCGCAGCAGAGUCAGCGCGUGUGACACAGCGCUUAGCCCGGGAUAACCAUGCGUUUAACAGUUGCCUUUCUGGCCCUUGUCGGCCUGGUGGCCGUGAGUUUUGCGGCACCGGUAGCGGAAUUCGAAGAUCCGUCCCCAAGUGAGGAAGAGGACCGGUACGAAGAACCGGACAGUUUUGAGACGGAAACGUUCGACCCUGCCGAACCCCCCGAGCCAGGGGAUGGAGAGGAGGAGGAGGAAUACGCAGAGGACGACUUGACGACGUCCAAAGACGACUUCGAACCGCCUCCGCCACCACCUGAAGAUGAUUCUUGGUGGGAAGAAGAAGACGAGGAGGAAGAAGAUGAUUCGUGGUGGGAAGAAGAAGACGAGGAAGAAGAAGGCUGGCCAGAAGGGAGGACCGCAGAGGAAAACUAUGAGGAAAUCUUAUCGUCUGAAGACGUCGAGACGCAAGAAUCGACGCCGCCACCUCGAGAGGAAGACCAGGAGGAGCCUCAGCCAGAGGGACGGUCCGAGGUGUUCACGUCGGCUGAGGAGGUGGAGGGGAACGCUACCGAGGCGGAGCAAGAAGGCAGCGGGGACUACCUGCCUCUCCCAAUCGGCAUAGAGCUGCCGCCAGAGCCGGAGAUCGACGGAAACUACACCAUCGACGAGACGCCGCCUGUAGACGGGAACACCACUGAAGAAGACGGGCCGUCUGUACUGGACAGCAUUAUUGAAAUCAACCAGAACGCAGGGUUGUUUGUUGGUAUGCCGGACGGUCGCUCAGUGUGCCCUGAGUUCGAGUGCGAGCUUUCCUGCAUGUUUGGGUACGAGACGGGAGAAGAUGGCUGCCCCGAAUGUAGCUGUGUCCCAGAUGGGGAAGAAAAGCUGUUUGAAGGCGAUAUCGCUUUAAAUGACGACACCAAAGAAUACCUCCGGAACGUGAUCGAGCCUACCGGACGGGGUGCCAGCAGGAGGCCGCUGUGGACAGGGCGCGUGGUGCCGUACACCUUCAACAGUGCAGUCGCCUAUAACAGCGCCAAGACCAACGCCAUCAACGCCGCUAUCAGAGAGUUCCACCGCCAGACCUGUAUCCGCUUCGUGCGCAGGAGUAACCAGAGGGACUACAUUGAGUUCGUCAGUCUUGGAGGGUGCUUCUCUAAUGUCGGUCGUAACGGCGGGAGGCAGCAGGUGUCCAUCGGUAACGGCUGUGAGCAGACCGGCACGGUCAUUCACGAGCUCCUGCACGCACUGGGAUUCUGGCACGAGCAGUCCCGACCUGACAGGGAUAACUUCGUCGCCAUACAGUGGGCAAACAUCCCGCAAAGUGUGCGCUACAACUUCCAGAAGUACACCAAUCGUGAAGUGAACUCUCUCGGGUCCGCUUACGACAUCGGUUCCGUAAUGCACUACGGCAGCUACGCCUUCAGUUUCAACCGUCGCCCGACCAUCACGGACAGGUCCGGCCGACCAAUUCGUACCCAGAGAAGAGGUUUCAGCAAUUCCGACUUGUACCAGUUGGCGAGGCUUUACCAGUGCAGUACCACAGGUGGUGGUGGAGGUACUGGUACCGGCGGCGGUGGUACCGGAACCGGAGGUGGCGGUGGUACCGGAACCGGCGGGGGAAACGGAAACUGCGUCGACCGCAACAACAACUGCAACUCCUGGUCCCGCCAAGGCUACUGCGCAUCCAGCCAGUACCGCCAGUACAUGCAGACCAACUGUCGCAAGGCCUGUAAUCUAUGUUCCGGCACCGGGGGAGGCGGUGGUACCGGCACCGGAGGCGGCGGUGGUACCGGAACCGGUGGUGGCUCCUGCAGAGAUAACAGCAACCACUGCCGCUCCUGGUCCAACCAGGGCUACUGCCGUUCCGGAUCCUACGUCCAGUACAUGCGCACCAACUGCCGCAGGAGCUGCCGGCUGUGCACCGGCGGUACCGGUACAGGUACCCGGCCCAACCCGACCAGCAACAACUGCCGCGACAACAGCAACCACUGCGGGUACUGGUCUCGUACCGGGGAGUGUAGCAAAAACCCUACCUACAUGAGAAAGUCCUGUCGUAAGAGUUGUGGGUUGUGUUAAAGAGCGUGCGAUAUCAAUGAUCAUUGUGAGCACCCUCCUCCUUUCGCACAAUGUAAAAUCAGUUUCUUGCAUUGAAUGAACAUUCUGACGCUGCUGAAAUUAUUGUUUUAAACCAUUGUUGCAAAGAAUUGUUAUGAUACUGCGGCACUUGAAUUCCUUAGGACACUCAUUAUAUACAAAAACAAAUAAAAUUGUCAUUAAUUACUUACGCGUUUUGUCAACCGGAUUAAUUGAUAGAUUGGACGCAGUUGGAACAUCCUGUCAACUCUUAGAUAUCAUUUAUUCAUUCAUUAUUAUUCAAACUUAGACUGUGAUCAUAUGGUGCCAAUGUUGAGAUUGUAUUUGAGAUUGAAGUUUAUGAAUAAGUGCAUGGGUUAUCAUUACCAAAAUAUUCCGAAUUUUGUACGCAUUUUUAAGACACCUGUAUACUUUGUAAUUGUACUAUUACUACUU
This is a messenger RNA of Branchiostoma belcheri (Belcher's lancelet), 2587 nucleotides long. Its product is annotated as zinc metalloproteinase nas-15-like. Gene Ontology annotation, molecular function: metalloendopeptidase activity; zinc ion binding; serine-type endopeptidase inhibitor activity. NCBI's taxonomy places the organism in Eukaryota, Metazoa, Chordata, Leptocardii, Amphioxiformes, Branchiostomatidae. Gene Ontology annotation, biological process: proteolysis. The transcript has 9 exons. The record is from RefSeq and is a predicted model, not a curated record. Bases 119 to 2134 code for a protein of 671 amino acids.